UCGGUUCACUCGGUUCUAAGAAAGAUAUUCUUUAUGACUUAGGUUCUGAAUACCGCGAAUAACAUUAAAAUUAAGCAUCUAUAACAAUACAUAAAUGAAUGUUUUGUUUGAAGAUACUUUAAAUUUAUUUUUUAAAUGCGACGCAACGUUUGCUUUUAUUUCACUAACUAUUGCAAUAACAUUAUAUAAAGUUUUUUCAAAAUUCAAAUCUUUCAAAGCAUCAAAAAAAGAGAACUUGAUAUGUUUAAAUGAAGUUGUAAAAUUCCCUUUUUCAGUCUACGAUGAAAAUACCAAAAUAGUUACAACAAAUGAAUCCGAAGAUAUCCCGAGUUUAAUCAAAACUGUUUUUCAAAAUGUUAUUAUAUAUGUCUUAAACAAAGCAGAAGAUUGUAAUGCCGUUUUAGAAUGUUUUCAAGAAAACUUGCAUUUUGUUGGACUUGAUUGUGAAUGGGUUUCAAAUGAAAAAAGCCAUGUGGCUCUUAUACAAUUAUCUUUAGGAACAACUUGUCUUAUUUAUAGAAUCCCACAGUUGUCAAUUAACGAAGAGUUUCCUUUUCAAUUAAAGAAGCUGCUUGAAAACCCCAAAAUUUUAAAAUUUGGUGUAGCUAUUUAUGAAGAUGUCCGAAGACUGCAUUCCCACGGUGUUGCAGUAAGAGGUUUUGUUGAUUUAAGGAUUUUAGCUCAAAGAUGUUUACCAUUUAUCACAACAAAAAAUUCUGAAGAUGAAAAUAAAUAUAAAGGAAUGGGGUUGCAAUCAUUGUCAUAUAAAUUAUUAAAUAUGAAUCUUGACAAAUCUCGAAAUAUACAGUGCAGUAACUGGCAUGCAACAGACCUUUCAAAGGAACAAAUUCUUUAUGCAGCAAAAGAUGCAAUAGCAUCACUUGAAGUAUUUUAUGCUCUGGUUAUUUCACGAAAAUAUCACCAAGUCAAUUUUGAUUCUAACAGUUUAUUUUUUAUCUCGAUAUUAAAAUCAAAUAUUUAUAUAAAGGGAGAUGUAUACAAUUAUUGUCAUAAUAAAGAUAAAUUAAUAAAUGAGUUUAAUACUCAAUACAACUUAACUCAACCAUCAGUUUUUUUAGUUGAAAUGGCAUGCUCUAUGUGUCAAGGCAUUGUGGGUUUGAACUUUAAGCAAAAAAACAUUAAACUUAACAACAAAGUGAGUAAAACAGUUGUAAUAAAAGAGAAAGUUUUUAAACAUCCUUGUCGUGAAAAACCAUUGUAUGAAAACUGCUAUUUGUUAGCUCCAGAUGGUAAAAUUUUAGCCACUAUCAAUCAAAAUAAAGCUAAAUGGUAUUUGCAAAAAGGUUUAGGUUUUAUUGACUGUGAGGAACCUUUCACUGUACGUCUUUUAUUUCAACCACAUUACGGUACUUCAUCAGAUGAUGGUGAAUACUAUACUACAGUUAAACAAAAUGUGUGCGUAGUCUGUGGUAGGAGUGAAAAUUUAGUUCGUAAAAUGGUUGUACCGCAUGAUUAUCGUAAGCAUUUUCCUGUGGAACUCAAAGGUCACACUUCACAUGAUGUGCUACUAUUAUGCUUACAUUGUCAUAGAACUGCGCAGCAUGCUGAUGAUGCCCUUCGCCAAGAACUUGCGGCCAAACAUCUUGCACCUCUCGGUACAAAAGAAAGAAUGAUUCUUAUAGACAAUCCUGUUUUACUUAAAAUUCGCUCGGCAGCCAAAGCUCUCUUUAAUCAAAAAUCAAAAAUUCCAUACCUCAGAAAGAUUGAGCUAGAAACUAUCAUUAAAGAUUAUUAUGGUGUUGACACAAUAAGCGAAGAUUUGCUGCGUGAUGCUUUGAACAUGAAUGUCAAAAUAACUAACGAAGCUUUUCAGUACCUUCAUGGAGAAAAGGUUGUAAAAGAUAUUAUUCGGGAGGACCGUUUGUUCAAUUUUAUUCGCAUGUGGCGUCAGCAUUUUCUUGACGUGAUGCAACCAAAGUUCAUGCCUGAGCUAUGGUCUGUUGAUCAUAACAUACAAAAAUAUGAUAAUCUUAAAAUAGCAGUUUAGAACAUGGUUGUAACCUGUAGACAAAAUUUUUUUCAAGUGUUUUUAUGGACUGGAAUGGAUUCAGAUCUAUAAUUGUCAAAUAUUUUUGUGGUAUUGUUCAAAGUUGCAAAUAACAGCACAACAAAAGUUUUUAAUGCACAUUUUAAAAUGCACAAGUUUAAAAUUUUUAAUGAUUUAAAAGACUAAAAUUUUUUGAAUAUAUUGUGAAAUGAAUGCUGCUGGCAUUGUAAUUAUUUUGCACUGAGGCAAGUUAUGCUAGUUUGCUCAUGUACGCUUGUUUAAAGUUAAUUAAUCCUCUUUUAGUUCUUUAAAAGGAAAAUAAAGCGUUCCUUUUAAACCAGCAUAAACCUUCAAAUAUCUGAAGAACUGUUAUAAAUCAUAAAUUUUUAUAAAAAAAGAAUUAAAGCAAUAACAAGUGACACGAUCAUUUCUAAGAUCAACGAGCUGAUAGAGACAAACCUCUAAUCGUUGGGUAAGUUUAUCAGUAGCAACUAUUAAUACUUCAGAAAAAGCUACGCUCUUCAUCAAUAGUUUUGCCUCAAUUUAGUCUUAAACUCAUGAUGUGAUGUAGUUGUUUUAAGUUUAUUAGAUAAUAUUUUGUUCUA
Messenger RNA from Hydra vulgaris (swiftwater hydra), 2613 nucleotides. Its product is annotated as exonuclease 3'-5' domain-containing protein 2. Gene Ontology annotation, cellular component: nucleus; cytoplasm. Gene Ontology annotation, biological process: nucleobase-containing compound metabolic process. NCBI's taxonomy places the organism in Eukaryota, Metazoa, Cnidaria, Hydrozoa, Anthoathecata, Hydridae. Gene Ontology annotation, molecular function: nucleic acid binding; 3'-5' exonuclease activity. The record is from RefSeq and is a predicted model, not a curated record.